UUCAAACGUAUCAUACGUAAAAUUAUAAUAGUUCCCCCGGCAUGUGUCUUAAAAUAAAAUCUGUGUACAAAAUAUUAUGCUUCACAGCACUUUUUGUUAUACUCUGUUAUAUUGAGGGAAAAUUGAAUCUAAUUUCAUCGAAAACAGACCCAUCGAAAAUGUCCGGCCGUAGAAUUUUAGCUUGUGAAUUUGAAGUGUUUGGCAUUGUACAAGGUGUUUUCUUUCGUAAGCACACUGAAGAGACUGGCAGGAAGCUAGGAGUUCGCGGCUGGUGUAUGAACACUAAAGAUGGGACUGUUAAAGGUCAAAUGGAAGGUGAAGAAGGUCCAUUAAAUCAAAUGAAGGAGUGGUUGUCAAAAACUGGAAGCCCAUCGAGUCAGAUUGACAAGGCUGUUUUUUCGGAACCCAAAGUUAUUAGUGACUUUACUUACGACAACUUUAGCAUCAAACGUGUACGAUAAAGCACCUAAAUUAUAUUAACUGUAACUCAGUGAUCUUCAUUAAAUUAAAAAAAAAACAAUUAGCAAUAAAGCAUCC
Chironomus riparius is the source of this 537-nucleotide messenger RNA. NCBI's taxonomy places the organism in Eukaryota, Metazoa, Arthropoda, Insecta, Diptera, Chironomidae. The record is from the annotation of a GenBank genome assembly.